UAUGUCAGUGACACAGGCCAUGGAGUGGUUGAUAGAACAUGCAGAUGACCCUGCUGUGGAUGCUCCCCUUCCUGGUCAGACUCCGUCAGAAGCUGCAGCUGAAGCUGGUGCAUCCUCUGCUGAAGCAGCUGCAGGUCCUAGUUCAGAAGUUGGUGGGGAAGAGGCCAAGGAUGAGCUGACAGAAAUAUUCAAGAAGAUCCGGCGGAAAAGAGAGUUUCGCCCAGACCCACGAGCUGUUAUUGCCCUGAUGGAGAUGGGAUUUGAUGAAAAAGAAGUGGUAGAUGCACUGAGAGUAAACAACAACCAGCAAAAUGCAGCUUGUGAAUGGCUGCUGGGAGACAGAAAACCUUCUCCAGAGGACUUAGAUAAGGGAAUUGACACCAAUAGCCCUCUCUUCCAAGCCAUCUUAGAAAACCCUGUGGUACAGUUAGGGCUAACAAACCCUAAAACUCUACUAGCCUUCGAGGAUAUGCUUGAAAAUCCCUUGAACAGCACUCAGUGGAUGAACGAUCCGGAAACGGGGCCCGUCAUGCUGCAGAUCUCCCGAAUCUUCCAGACACUGAACCGCACGUAGGGGGGUGCCGGGUCCCCGUGCCACCUCCUCCUGUCCCCGGCUGCACCUUCCCGGCGGGAGGGCACCUGGAUUGCUGGGGAGGGGGACACAAAGGCUCCCCCAAAGAGGGGGGUCUCCAGGAGAGCGUAUGUAGUUAUGGCCAACCUAAAUUUAUUGCCUUGUGGAUUUAGUGUUAGUGGAAGAGGUUUGAAGACUUAUUUUUGUUUUGGGGUUUUAGGUUGAAAAAAAUAUAUAUAUACAAAUAUAGGAAAAGGUUUUGUGAAUGCAAUUAAGAAUCUGAUUGGCGAGAUACAUGAUGAUAUUGCUCGUGUUUUAAGCUCUGCGGUAAAAGGCCUGUGACAGUAGUUUACUAGCCAGUUUCACUAGUAUCUGGCUAGAGUUUACAAGAGGUCACUGACCACUAGCAUAGGAUAUUAAUUCUCUCCAUACAGUAUUAACUUAUCUCAAAUUAUAAAAUGCUUUUUUAAAUUGAUUCUUAGGAAAUGUUUUUUAAAAGCCCAAAUGUUGGGAGAGCAAGCACAUUUCUAUCCAAACUUGUUUGUCUUGCAUUAUAAUUUAAAUGAAAUAAUUCAUAGAUGGAAUUCCUUUAAUAAAUAGCAUUACUUUCUCC
Molecule: messenger RNA, 1184 nt
Organism: Tinamus guttatus (white-throated tinamou)
Lineage: Eukaryota; Metazoa; Chordata; Aves; Tinamiformes; Tinamidae
Source: RefSeq, a predicted model, not a curated record